AUGGCUGAGAUUUUAAAUAUCAACAAAUUAAUUAUUUUUGAUGAGGCUAUUGCAAACUGUGAAGCACAUUCACAUCUACCAUAUGCAUCAUCAACACUCAACAACAGUGAUGAAAUUCGAAUCGCUGUCCAACAUCAAGACUUAUGCUUACUCCCAAGUAAAAGCACAUUACAUCUAUAUGGAAGAAUGAGGAAAGCUGAUGGGGCUGCUGUAAGUGCUACUACAAAGAUGGUUAACAUGGCUGUCUGUCAUAUGUUUGAAGAGAUACGUUAUGAGCUCAAUGGCGUAGAAAUCGACCGAUGCAAGAAUGUUGGCAUAACCAGUCUUAUGAAAGGAUACGCCUCUCUGAGUCCAGGUCAGCAAAAUAUCCUGGAAAAUGCUGGUUGGAUCGUCAAUGAAGAUGAUAACAAGUUGACAGAUAAUAGUGGAAACUUUGAUGUCUCAAUACCUCUGAGUUUUAUUCUUGGAUUUGCUGAAGAUUAUCACCGAAUUAUCAUGAAUGCCAAGCAUGAAUUGAUACUGAUUAGAUCAAAUACAGAUCUUAACGCGUAUAUUGUUACUGCUGCAGCAGCUGAUGAUGUAGCGAUUACAAUCCAAAAAAUUGAGUGGAUUGUACCAUACAUAACAAUGUCUGACAAGCAAAAAAUUGAAGCUUUGAAAUACAUAACUUCUGAUCCAGCCAUACCAAUCAGUUUCCGAUCUUGGGAAUUGUACGAGUAUCCACUGUUACCGGCUACCUCUAAGCACAUUUGGGCAAUCAAGACAGCAAAUCAACUCGAGAAACCUCGUUUCGUAAUCCUUGGAUUCCAAACAGCAAGAAAAAAUCAAUCGGAUCAAAAUGCCAGCGAGUUUGAACACUGCAAUAUCAGGGAUGUUAAGCUGUUCUUGAACUCUCAAAGUUAUCCGUAUGGAAAUUUGAACCUUAAUAUUGCAAAUAAUCAGUAUGCUCUGAUGUAUGAUAUGUACAAAAAUUUUCAAAGUGCUUACUAUGGAAAAGAAGCUGAACCUCUACAGACAAAGAAAAAAUUCCUGUCAAUAGCACCUCUGUAUGUAAUCGAUUGCUCUAAGCAAAACGAGUCAAUUAAGUCUGGACCUGUGGAUAUACGUCUAGAGUUUGAGUCAACAGCACAGUUUGCUAAUCAUACAUCAGCUUACUGUUUGAUAAUACACGAUCGAAUAGUGGAAUAUAACCCAAUAAGCAGCAGUGUGAGAAAACUCACUUAG
Messenger RNA from Cotesia glomerata, 1224 nucleotides. RefSeq lists its product as uncharacterized. The record is from RefSeq and is a predicted model, not a curated record. The transcript has a single exon. NCBI's taxonomy places the organism in Eukaryota, Metazoa, Arthropoda, Insecta, Hymenoptera, Braconidae. The coding region runs from base 1 to 1224 and encodes 407 amino acids.